This is a messenger RNA of Paraphaeosphaeria sporulosa, 680 nucleotides long. RefSeq lists its product as uncharacterized. Gene Ontology annotation, biological process: ribosomal large subunit assembly. Bases 245 to 547 code for a protein of 100 amino acids. Gene Ontology annotation, cellular component: preribosome, large subunit precursor. The transcript is spliced from 2 exons. The record is from RefSeq and is a predicted model, not a curated record. Lineage: Eukaryota; Fungi; Ascomycota; Dothideomycetes; Pleosporales; Didymosphaeriaceae.
AUCGCAACAUGGCGCCAGGAAGUGGAGCAAAAGGCGCAGAAAAGAGAGGCCGAAAGAAAAAGAGCAAGAGCCGAACGAAGGUCGAAGUCUCGUCGUCCUCAGAAAGCGACAGCGACACGCCCCAACAGAACAUAAAGAAGGCGAAAAAGUCUACCCAAGCGGUAACGAUCCCACAAAUUCAAAGCUGUGCGACUUAGGCUCACUUCUCUAGCCUGCACCUGCUCCUCAAAAUGGCGACAUUUCCAUGACAGACGCGCAUGACGCACCAUCGUCACAUUCACCUGCGUCGGCGUCAACGUCACCAGCACCACCCUCAGCACCAACUACAUUACCAGCAAAAUCGAAGGUUCUGCCAAAGGACCCAGAAGAAUUUUCCGCGAUUUACCUGAAGAAGAUCACGUCUGAGCUUGCAGAUGACCUCGUCAAAGUUCGCGACGCGCAGGACUUCAAGGACAGCAGUUUGAAGAUGCUAAUCCAUGCGUUGAAGCAGGGUUCGAGCAUCUAUUCGGCCGAGGAGAAGCGGAGGGUUGUUAACGCGACUAGCUAGCGCAGGAAAGCAUGCAUGGGUGGCGUUCAGGAUUGGGAUUUGAAUCUUGUAGAUGCGAGUUCACGCUAUCGAUAUUCCCCAAAUAUACGGAUCUGAGAAGCCGCUCAAAGCUUCUUGCCUUCCUCCUCUGCUG